Anopheles nili is the source of this 2579-nucleotide messenger RNA. RefSeq names its product protein germ cell-less. Gene Ontology annotation, biological process: germ cell development. The coding region runs from base 79 to 1665 and encodes 528 amino acids. NCBI's taxonomy places the organism in Eukaryota, Metazoa, Arthropoda, Insecta, Diptera, Culicidae. The record is from RefSeq and is a predicted model, not a curated record. The transcript is spliced from 3 exons. Gene Ontology annotation, molecular function: protein binding.
GUGACCAUCCCAAGCAGUAUCGCUGCAGAAGACUGUUAAUAGAACGAUCCGGUUGAAAGACGCGCUUCAGGAGUCAGAAUGGGUAAUGUACUGAACAAACUGGGCAGUGUGUCGCAAUCGGUGCGCGGUCGCAAGCGAAAGCGCCAAGACGAGUACGCUGACGACAGUGCCAGUAUAAGCGAAAUGCUGGAUCAAUCCCUGCAAACACCAAAACGGAAAAAGCUAGCCUCGACGGCCAAAUACAUUUACCAGGCACUGUUCAAGGAGGAACGCAACUCGGAUAUUACGGUGCACGCUUUGGGCAAGCAGUGGCACCUCCACAAGGUGUACCUGAGCCAAAGUCAGUACUUUGCCAGCAUGUUUAACGGGUCGUGGCGCGAAGCCGACGAUGACUACGUGCAUAUCGAGAUUAUUGAUCCGAAGAUCACGAUCGAAUCAUUGUAUGCAGUGUUCGGAUCGUUGUACAUGGACGAGGUCGUACUGGAACCGAAGGCGAUCGUCUCUACUCUAGCAACGGCUACUCUCUUCCAGCUAGACGGACUUAUCGAUCGUUGCGCCGAGGUAAUGGUGGAGACCACUAACGCUGAGACUGCCGUCCUUUACUACGAAGCCGCCUGUGAGUAUGGUGUGAAACUGGUCAAAAAGACCGCCUUCGGAUGGCUGUUGGUGAAUCUGCUUAGCUUCUACCAUCGUGUGCCCAAGUGGUUGAGUUUAAUAGGCUGCAAGCUGAUGGAGCUGCUGGUAUCUUCCGCGGACCUGUACGUCAUGCAGACGGAGUUUACGCUCUACUCGCUCGUCCGGUACUGGAUGGCGUUAAAGCUAUUCCCUGACGAGUCCGCCGUCGAGGGUGUGGAACAUCCAAAGGAGCGCUACUUCUCCGAGCGGACGAGCUCCAUACCGUUUCUCAACACACCGGAAGGUUCACGUUUCGAGCGCGUCUUUCGUGCGUUGCGGUUACGUAAUCUGCUAAAUCACCACGUGGAUAUUCGUAUCCUUCGUCACGACAACAUCAUUCCCGUGGAUUGGCUGUACAAACCGCUCAUGCAUCAGUGGAACAGUGUGCUCACAAUCGAUCAGUCGCUCGACAAGCAGAUCCAGUGCGAGGACCGCGUCUUCCUCGAGUCAUGCAUCCGGUGCGGUCGAACGCUUCCGGAGAACAUUCCACACAAGUGGCGGUGGACUGGCUUCCACUACGGACUCGAUCUGCUGCUGCUGUCCGACACACGCUCACUGCGAAUCCGACGGCACCAGCGGACGGAGAACGAACGCCUAUUGAGCCUGCGAGUAUCCCGGCAGUUCCUCGUUCGUGUCUCACUUGCCUCGCUGAAUGAACUGCGCCAGAUUAAGCACAUGCAAACGACAUCCAUUCUCUCGAUAUCGCUGGAGAAAAAUGAGGAUGCUCAGCUGGUGGUUUUCGAUCGUGAGCUCACCUUUCCGCUGCUCGUCUCAGUGAAUCUGAUGCUUGUCGCUGCGCCCGAGGAAGCAGACCCCAUUGAAACGGUGAACGAAAGCAAAACCCCGAUCGAAUCCGCAGGCAAUCGUCCACCAGCUGCUGGGUCCUCUCCAGCCACUCUGGCAGUUAGCAGCAAUGGCUCAGUUGAAUCGCUGGACGGCAACGGCGGUAGUGCUUCCACGCAUCGGAUGGCUUUCGUUAACGAAUCCUGAUUGCAGGUGUUGCCCCGGUGACGCGCUCAGCGGAUGAACAACUGCAGCGUACCACUGGAGGCCUAAAAUGUGUGAUGCGUAAGAAAUCGUAUACAGGCGUAAGUGUACUUAGACGGACAAGGCGGAACACAAACUGAUGGCACAAAAUGGAACGAUCAGCAAGCGAACUGUGGUGCCAUUAUGGGGGAGGUAGUAUUUUACAGAAUCAAUUUUUUCGGAUGAACUUAUUAUGUAUGGAUCGAGUUUCGUUUUCAUAGAAAUAAGCAAUGGAAUUUCCUAUUAUUGCAAAGAAGAAUUUCAACGAGGAAAUCAAACGUAUAGAAUUACUAAAGUAUAGAGAGGAUCGAUCUAAAGGGGGUGAUAUUUUCGUGGAAAAUAGAAUACUUUUUUCUCUAGGCUACACACAACGUGUGGGCUUUUUCCACAAUGUUGCCAGAUUGUUGCGUAUACAUAGACGGUACUUUAGAAGCGAAGGGAACCAGAGCAAUGAACACGGUUGAAGAUUCCAUGCCACUGGAAAAUGUGGUUUACUUUCAUAUAACGCUCUCGAUAUCAUCCUUCCUAAUGUAAGCGUGUGGCAAUUUUACACAUGAAUUAACAAUGUAUUUACUACACCCAUACUGAGUAAGGAUGUUAACAUUGUUAGACUUUUCGAAACGGGAAAAUCGAAGAAGUGCAGAGCUACGAUAAGGCGAGAUAAACUAACAGUUAUUGCUAAGUCCUUCAUUGUUUCAAUCCAUAUUUUACUGCAAUGGCUGGUAAACUAGUGUAAGGAAGCGGCAAAACGAAGCCCCGUGUGCGAUCAGGUACAUCUAAUCAUUAGGAAGCUAAGAACUGUGUAACAUCAAGUAAAUCCACCAUCUCCAACAGCUACCCUGGUAGCUCUAGCGUAAUAAAACUCAAUCGCUGUAAAG